GAAAAACUCUAAAACUUAACAAACUUUUCAGAACCAAAAAAAAAAUUCAAAUCCCCAUAUACCAAAUUUUUUCAUCAAUGGCUACCAAUAAUCAUUGCCUUGAAGAAACUAAUCCGGUCAUCGUGGUAAUAAUUCCCUUUCCGAUUCAUAGCCAUAUGAACCAGGUCUUGCAACUCUCUGUCCUCAUAUCAUCCUACAAUAUACCAGUUCACUAUGCUGGUUCUUCCAUUCACAAUUCCCAAAUAAGAACCCGAGCUCAUCAUCUCCACGAGCAACUUUCAAGAAUUCAAUUCCAUGAUUUCCAAAUUCCUCCUUUGUCUCCCGAUUCCUCUAGAUUUAUGUUUAUCCAUGCCAUGGAGCACCUUCGUAAACCAGUAGCACUCCUUCUCCAUGAGCUCUCAAAAAAAGCCAAAAGAAUUAUCGUCAUCCAUGAUAGUUUAGCCUCCUCUGUGGUUCAGGAUUGGACUUGUAUACCAAAUGCUGAACCCUAUAUGUUCCUACCCACCACUACUUUCUGCGUUCUAUCCCAAAUCAUUUCCCAGGAAUCGGGAAAAUAUCUCACGAUUCCAAACGAAUUAGCGCAUGAUGACAAUUUUAACUACGACCCAAUUGAAGUCCCAUAUGUUGAAGGAACUGUUUGUAAAGAAAUUUCAGAUUUCAUGGAUUACCAAGAGCAAUUUGCUCAAAAUUCAGUAGGUAUUCUGAACAACGCGUGUAGAUUUGUAGAUGGUAUUUUCGUUGAUAUGCUGGUUAAAAAACUGAACAAAACGAUUUGGCCAGUUGGGCCUUUACACCAAAUAACAUCCAGAAACAGAAAGUGCUAUAAUUCCAUCAGUGGCAAAGACAGAUGGUUAUUGGAUUGGCUGGACAAACAAGAACCCAACUCUGUUUUGUACAUCUCUUUCGGAACAACAAUCUCCAUGGCGCACCAUGAUGAACAGCUUCAAGAACUUGCUACCGGGUUGGAGCUAAGUGAGACAAAGUUCAUUUGGGUAUUUAGGGAUGCAGACAUCGAAGAUCCCGACUUCAAUGGUGAAAAAGGUGAACUUCCAAAAGGGUUCGAGGAGAGAAUGAGAGCGAAAGGAAUUGGAAUGGUGGUGAGAGAUUGGGCUCCACAGCUUGAGAUCCUGGAGCACAAAUCAACAGGUGGGUUUUUGAGUCACUGCGGUUGGAACUCUUGCUUGGAGAGCAUUAGCUGUGGAGUUCCUAUUGCAGCAUGGCCAAUGCACACAGACCAACCCGCCAAUGCUCUGCUCAUAACUAAGGUACUGAAAGUUGGACUGAAUGUCAAGGAAUGGGAACGAAGACAUGAGCCUGUGAGCUCGUCAACGAUCAAUAAAGCUUUGAGAAGGUUAAUGGGUCCAGAUGAAGGUGCUGAGAUGAGGAAAAGGGCCCAAGACUUGGGUGCCAAAGUUCGAAAUGCUACUGCUGAUGGAGGAGUUUCUUGCUUGGAAUGCGAUUCUUUCAUUGCUCAUAUCACCAGGCAGAUUUGAAAAGACUAUUUUUUAUGAUGCGGAUAUGCGAAAUAUAUUUCUAUAAAAGGAUAAUGUGGUAUUUUUUUGUAUUAUAUAGGAUACACCCAAAUAUAUGUAAUGUAUUGGGUAUUUAUUUUUUUAAUAACACCUAAAUGGUGAAACAAUAACAUGUUAGAUUUGCAUGCACCUCUUAAAAGUUGUUGUAAAGGUUAAUUGGAUUUUCUUUUUAAAAAAUUAAUUGAUAAUUUAUUUUUUUCCCA
This is a messenger RNA of Ziziphus jujuba (common jujube), 1735 nucleotides long. RefSeq names its product zeatin O-xylosyltransferase-like. The record is from RefSeq and is a predicted model, not a curated record. The transcript has a single exon. The coding region runs from base 78 to 1493 and encodes 471 amino acids. Gene Ontology annotation, molecular function: UDP-glycosyltransferase activity. Lineage: Eukaryota; Viridiplantae; Streptophyta; Magnoliopsida; Rosales; Rhamnaceae.